AUGUCACACUUGCAAUACUUCGAUUACCCUGGUUUCGGUGAGCGUUCCAAAAAAGAGCUCAACUACAGCCAGGCCGUUCGUAUCGACAAUCGUAUCGAGAUUUCCGGUCAAGGUGGUUGGGAUCGUGCCACCGAGGAAUAUCCCGAGCAACUCUCGGAAGAAGUCGAUCAGGCCUUCAAUAACGUGGAACACGCUCUCCAACAAGCUGGCGGGAAAGGCUUGGAGCAAGUCUACAAGUUGCGAAUAUACAUCACGGUCCCACUGGAUGAGAUCGCGGAGCCUAUCAUUCGCACCAUGAAAGAGAGAUUUACAGCUCACGGCCCGUUGUUGACGGUCGUGCAGGUGGUUGCACUGUACAAACUCAUGAAAAUUGAGAUCGAGGCUGAGGCACACUUGGGCUAA
Ascochyta rabiei is the source of this 402-nucleotide messenger RNA. RefSeq lists its product as uncharacterized. The coding region runs from base 1 to 402 and encodes 133 amino acids. NCBI's taxonomy places the organism in Eukaryota, Fungi, Ascomycota, Dothideomycetes, Pleosporales, Didymellaceae. The record is from RefSeq and is a predicted model, not a curated record. The transcript is spliced from 2 exons.